CCAUGGGGCAUGGGCGGCGUCUCAGAGCGUUGAGCUGACGAACGAGUGAAAGACUGUGACGAAACUGUGUGUUUAAAGAAAGCAUUUCUUUUUUUAGGCGUAAGAUUUGUGUUAUAUUUACUAUUAAUGUCAGAACUGUUAGUCCAGCCCAGCAGUUUUUGGAAAAAGUGUCUUUUAAAUGCUAUGUGUGUUACCUCAAAACACUUUAACGAUCGACUAAGACAAGCGCGCUUCCCCCUUUUGAAUGACACAAAACUCUAGCACAGGAGUGUUCCUGAUGUGGUUACACCAUGGAAUCACUAAAUGAUGGUGUUACAAUGGGUUUGUUCACUUCGAAACCAGCAGUAGCAGACAUUGAUAAUGUGGUAGUUAAGCGUUCAAAUAAAGAAGAACCAGUGAAAGAAACAGAAUUUAAAAUGGAAGAAAAAGCUGUGGCUGAUCCGGUGCCUCCUGCCCUAGUGUCGCCCUUAACUGCAUUGCAAGACUUAACUCGUGAAUAUCAAGAAAUAGAUCCUGUUUCUUCAAAGUCUACUAGUCUCUCGGAAGUUGAAGAGGGGCAAAUCCUGGAAUCUUCCUCUGAUGCUUCUGAUUUGACUAAAGAAGUUAUAAAGAACGAGAGCAACAUUAAUAAGAGACCAAAUUCUGUGCUCUCUGAUGCUGAUGAUGCUGGAAUGGUUUCUGCCAAAAAACCUAAAAAGAAGAUCUCGUUUUCGUCUGUGACGGCUUACUACUUCCCCAGAGCGCAAGGUUUCACGUGUAUCCCGUCUCAGGGAGGUUCAACAUUGGGUAUGGCUCUCAAGCACAGCCAUGAAGAAAGCUUCACACUCUCCGAACAUGCGAAUUAUCAAAGACGAAACCACCGAAGGUUGUUGCUUCAACUUCGUAAAAGGAGAAAGAAUCGUAGCGCCACAAAAGCCAGCGAAGAAGACGCAGCAGCAGCAGCAGCAACAACAACAGCUUUGGAGGCCACCAACGAUACGGCAGAGGUUUUGGCUGGAAAAAGUAGUCCAGAAGCCAAAGAGAAGAAUGAAGUGAAGGAAUCGGAAAGCGACGACAGUGAUGUAGAUGGACAGCAAAUAAGCGACAUAUCUGAUUCAGAGCUAGAAGUGGACAACUAUUACUUUUUACAGCCUGUUCCAACAAGACAACGACGAGCUUUACUCCGAGAAUCAGGGAUAGGGAAGAUUGAAACGUCAGAGAAAGACGAUUGCCGCCAAAUCCGCGUCUCUCGAGAAUCUUGUGGAUGUUCAUGUCAAGGAUACUGCGAUCCGGAAUCCUGCUCCUGCGCUCAAUCGGGCAUCCAAUGCCAGGUCGAUAGGCUUAACUUUCCAUGCGGUUGUUCACGGGAUGCAUGUGGUAAUCCAUCAGGACGCAUAGAAUUCAACCCGGUGCGAGUUCGAACCCAUUUCAUACAUACUUUAAUGCGAAUGGAGUUGGAAAAUACUCAGGAGCCCAACAAAGGCCUACAACCUGUUCAUCAUAAUCAACAGAUUCAGCAGCACCAAUUACUUCAAAGCAUCGAAGAGCUUCCUGCAGCCGAAAUAGACAUCGGGGUGGUUAACGCGCUAGCACCGCCGGAAUCGCACUACAACUGGGACAGCGUCAUGCAGUUGGCUCCUUCUCAAGAUCAGCAUCAACAGGCGCUACAGCAUCACACCAGUUACCCUGUAGCUGAUCCAAUGUCCGAAAAUGGGUGGUUUUGUCAUUAUUCUAACGACGUAAGCAACAGUUACUCACUUUAUUCUGGACCCAGUGCAGCUGGCAGCGCGGAAGUCUUCGCAUACGAUCAACAUCCUUACGAUGCACUGGGAUACCAUUCUACAGACGUCGCAGGCGAGAACUCCCAGCAGCAUUACACUGAACUGGUAGAUAGUAGCAGCAGCUCUGGCUAUACCGGUGGUGGCGUCAGUGGUAGCGCAAGUGAAUUUUACAGCGAAUAUAGUCAGAGCUAUCAAUCUUUUGAUCCACAAUCUUUCAGCUAUCACCACACGACUAGCGACGCAUAUAGUACCGCUGAUGAGAUUUAUAACUAUUCAGAAGACGGUUCGGGCUUUGCACUCGGCGGUGUUAGCUCCAAUACUGUUUACGGAAGUGCUUCGAACGGCAACGCAGUUCUCGAUUCCGUCAAUGGAGUGCCCAAGACCGAAUCAUCCAACAGUAGCUCCGAGGAAGAUAUUUUAGACAUGGGCAGCUCUCUGGCCACCAUUGUUAAAGAAACUAUGGUGUCUGUCUGAUUUGCCACUUUGUCGAGAAAAACGUAUUAGAUUAAUGGUUUUCGAUGCACAGUAUGAGCCGCUUGCAAUAAUACCCAGUUCGUGCACUGUGGUGUGUAUUGAAGUAACGUAAUUUUUUCCCGUUUUUGACCGUUGAUUUGCCAAAAUAGCGACUGACUGCGUACAUGCCAUCUUGCAACUUCUCUUUAGCCCAUUUUGUUACGUAAGUCUCAACGGACGUCGGGCUCGUCAUUUAGAUAAUUACUUUGUAACUUUUCCUUCCGUUUUAAAUUCUUAAUCCGAAUAGGUGCCCAACCAAAUUAAAUUUUAGGCUGUUCUUCCCCGUUUUUUUUUUAUUGUUGUCCGACUUGUUGUCUGUUACUGUUUCGACUUUCCGGGCCGACUUUAUAAAAAAAAUUAGC
Messenger RNA from Daphnia pulicaria, 2635 nucleotides. RefSeq names its product cysteine/serine-rich nuclear protein 3-like. The record is from RefSeq and is a predicted model, not a curated record. Lineage: Eukaryota; Metazoa; Arthropoda; Branchiopoda; Diplostraca; Daphniidae. The coding region runs from base 291 to 2234 and encodes 647 amino acids. Gene Ontology annotation, cellular component: nucleus. Gene Ontology annotation, molecular function: DNA-binding transcription factor activity, RNA polymerase II-specific; sequence-specific DNA binding. Gene Ontology annotation, biological process: regulation of transcription by RNA polymerase II. The transcript has 5 exons.